Messenger RNA from Esox lucius (northern pike), 1948 nucleotides. RefSeq names its product ADP-ribosylation factor-like 4aa (gene arl4aa). Gene Ontology annotation, molecular function: GTP binding; GTPase activity. NCBI's taxonomy places the organism in Eukaryota, Metazoa, Chordata, Actinopteri, Esociformes, Esocidae. Gene Ontology annotation, biological process: intracellular protein transport; vesicle-mediated transport. The coding region runs from base 639 to 1241 and encodes 200 amino acids. The record is from RefSeq and is a predicted model, not a curated record. The transcript is spliced from 3 exons. Gene Ontology annotation, cellular component: cytoplasm.
AGUAACAAAUGCAUGGAUAGGUGUUUCCAAAAACUUUUAUUGAUAAAAAGUCUCAGAUAUUGACAUUGAUGGAAAAAAUACGCUUUUGAGAAAUAUUUUAUUUGUUCAUAAAAAAUAGAGAUUAGGGUAACUAUAGAUCUCUUAAAAGCAAAAACAUUUAUUUCAUUCAUUUCCUCAUGUCUGAAACACAAGCUUCAAGGGUAGGUAUUCCUGAGUCUUCUACAUGUUUCAUCAAACAUGAAUAACCAGUCCAGUCCAUGGAUUAAAUUAUUGUUAUAAAAUCGGGAUAGCAUGCACGAGGUUUUAUACCACUGACCAAUCAGUUUAAAAGUAAACAGGAUGAUUCAUAAGGCGGCGCAGUAGCAUGUGGACAAACCCAAGCAGUGCCAGGGAAGGCAAAUAUAAUGCGACACGAGCACUGAUAAAAGCGGAAUGAAACCAAAAGAAUUGUGACAGUCAGACGAAGCAUUGCAGUGUGAACGUUGGAUAGCUACAUGUUACUGGACAUCGAUAACAAAUCUCUGCAAAUUCAGAGGGGAUUGAUGUUACUGCUGCAAACCAUAUGGGACAUAAUUAGUGCCAAUCAUCGUUGUUGGUAGACUGACCCGUGGAUUCCACCUGUCCCCACAUGAGAAAAAAUGGGGAAUGGAUUAUCCGAACCGCAGACUUUCCUUUCCCGAAUCCCCUUCUUUCAGUCAUUCCAUAUCGCUAUUUUGGGACUCGACUCUGCAGGUAAAACAACUGUCCUGUACAGGUUGCAGUUCAACGAGUUCGUCAACACAGUGCCUACCAAAGGCUUUAAUGCAGAGAAGGUCAAGGUGUCGUUGGGCGGCCACAGGACGGUGACCUUCCACUUCUGGGACGUGGGCGGUCAGGAGAAGCUGCGUCCGCUGUGGAAGUCGUAUACACGCUGCACAGACGGCAUCAUAUUUGUGGUGGACUCUGUAGAUGUGGAGCGCCUGGAGGAGGCUAAAACGGAGCUCCACAAGAUAGCCAAGACAGGAGACAACCAGGGAGUACCACUGCUUGUGGUGGCCAACAAGCAAGACCUGAGGCACUCUCUGGGCCUGGCAGAGAUUGAGAAGGCUCUGGCACUGAAGGAGCUGUGUCCCGGAACGCCCUGGCAACUCCAGUCCACCUGUGCCAUCAUAGGAGACGGACUGGAAGAUGGCAUGGGGAGGCUGUAUGACAUGAUCCUCAAACGGAGGAAGAUGCUCCGGCAACAGAAGAGAAAAAGAUGAUGUGGACUAAUUCUCGCUUUUUAAAUGAAGGACACAAGGACAUGUUCUCAAACCUCGGUGGAUUAUUUAGAGUUCUCCUAGGGGUUCAUGUUUGGCACACUGAGUUUUAUCAGUCCAUGUUGAACUGUAGGUCUGCAGUUUCUUAGACUGCUUCAUCUUCAGUAUUUGUUGCUUCUAGUGGCUCAAGAAGCUUCUAUGAAGGUCUAUAAUGAUGUACUAUAUGUUGUUACAAAAAUGUAUUGGAUCCUUUCAAUUAGAUCAUUAGUAAUGGAUAAUUGAUUACCAAAAAUGACAUGAAUUUGAAGAACAGCUAAAAAAAAAUCCUGUUCCUUUACAAAUGGUUUGGUGGGAACAAACAUUGUGGUCUUCCUCAAAGGGAACUCUGACCUUGUAAAGGGUUUGUAUAAGCUUCUAUUUUUAUCUCAACUGUUUUCUUUCCUUCUCAAAAAGAAGGUAGUGUUCAACCUUUCAGCCCUUUGUCUGUCUAGGAUAUCUAUACUGUCUCUUUGUUAAAGCACUUUAAAUAGUAUUUUCUGAUAAUUAUGUUUACAGCUUUGAAGUUUCCCAAUGGAGCUUAAUUAACAUGAAUCGUUUUAGUUGUUUCAAAAGAAGCCACGGUAAUUUGCUUACUGGGUCCCUAUUGGCCACAUGGUCAAUAAAUGGAAUGUGUUUCUUGUUUUCAUCUUGAAUAAAGCCUCUUUACAGCA